Messenger RNA from Schistocerca gregaria, 1881 nucleotides. Its product is annotated as cytosolic carboxypeptidase 6. The coding region runs from base 1 to 1881 and encodes 626 amino acids. The transcript has 14 exons. Gene Ontology annotation, molecular function: zinc ion binding; metallocarboxypeptidase activity. The record is from RefSeq and is a predicted model, not a curated record. Gene Ontology annotation, biological process: proteolysis. Lineage: Eukaryota; Metazoa; Arthropoda; Insecta; Orthoptera; Acrididae.
AUGAGGCGGGUCGCUGCUGGCGGUGUAAUUGGCAAGCGAUCGGAAGUGCAGUGGAGGGGCGCGCAGAGGUGGCGUGUUUCACACCACUCAGUCGGGCCAGGCGCCGGUGCCGAGCUGCACGCUACGGCCAUGGAGGCCUGCGACCCGCUCGUGCACGCCGACGUCUACCGGAGGCUGCCGCACCAAGAUAGCGAGGACAGCGAGACGGAGGGCGGUCUGGGCAACGUGGCGCGUGUCGUGAUGCGGCCGCCCGGCCAGAGCGGCAAGGCCAAGCGCGGACACCUCUGCUUCGACGCCUCCUUCGAGACCGGUAACCUUGGACGAGUGGACCUCAUCUCGGAGUUUGAAUAUGACCUCUUCAUACGUCCAGACACCUGUAAUCCUAGGUUCCGCCUGUGGUUCAACUUCAUCGUCGACAAUGUGAGAACCGAUCAGAGGGUGAUAUUCAACAUUGUUAACUUCAGCAAGACCAAGAAUCUCUUCCGAGACGGAAUGACGCCACUGGUAAAAUCAACUAGUCGUCCAAAGUGGCAGCGCAUGCCCAACAAGCACGUGUACUACUACCGGUCCCCGGAGCACCAGCAGCAGCACGUGCUGAGCUUCGCGUUCGCCUUCGACCGCGAGGAGGACGUGUACCAGUUCGCGCUCACCUACCCCUACUCCUACUCUCGCUGCCAGGCGCACCUCGACCUGCUCGAGCGCAAGGCUUUCCCGCACUUCAAGCGAGAGCUGCUUGCUACGUCCGUGCAACAACGGAGAGUGGAUCUACUGACGAUUACACAGCCCAAUAACAUGACUCCCGGAGGGAAACGGCAGCAUGUGGUGGUAAUUCUGAGUCGUAUACACCCUGGAGAAUCACCCACUUCCUACGUCUGCCAGGGGCUGAUUGACUUCAUGGUGAGCAGUCAUCCCAUUGCAGUCACUCUUCGCGAACACGUCGUUUUUAAGGUGAUUCCCAUGAUGAAUCCCGAUGGAGUCUUCCUGGGAAACUACAGGUCAACGCUGACAGGGUUCGAUUUGAACCGCACGUGGCAUCAGAUCUCUCGCUGGGCUCACCCCGAGCUGCACGCAGUGCACACCAUGCUCACCGAACUGGACCAGAACAAGGACGUGGACCUGGACUUCGUUCUCGAUGUCCACGCCCAUUCAAGUUUGCAAGGUGUUUUUAUCUACGGAAAUACUUAUAACGACGUUUACAGAUACGAGAGGCAUAUUGUAUUCCCGAAGAUGUUAGCUCAGAAUGCAGAGGACUAUACGCCUACAAACACAAUGUACAACAGAGACGUCACCAAGCAAGGUACAACACGUAGAUUCUGCUGUACGGCGCUGAAGGACUCCGUCAACAGCUAUACACUUCAAGUAUCGCUCUUUGGAUACCAGAGCCCAAACAACUCGUCUCUUUUCUACUAUACCGAGGAAUCUUACUGCCGACUGGGCCGUAACGUGGCGCGUGCCUUCCUCGACUACUAUCGCGCUGUGGGCGUCGUCACAUCGCCACCGGCUGCCGCCACGCCGGCCUCUUCGGCCCGCCGUCGCUCGCGCCGCCCCCGCCGCCCUCGCUCCAGGCCGCCACGCGCCGCCACAGCGCGCAGCCCGGCCACGCUGCCAGUGACGGUGCUGUCCGGGGAGUCAAGCUCCGGGUCUCCAUCGCCGCCGCCGCCGGCCGCUGGAGGCCGCUGGAGGCUGCGGUCGGCCGCCUUGCCGCUGGCACUGCACAGGGCCACUCUGGACCAGCCGUCCCCGCACGCACACUUGCUCACACAGCGGCCCCCGCUGCUGCAGGUGCCUUCUCCACUCAUCUAUUUACUGCUCCGCAGAUCUUCUGCUCUCAAGACCAACUUCUACGCCUCCCCACUCCUAUCCCACCAACUUGGCAACUAA